AUGCCAAACGUGAUCAUCACCGGCGCCACCUCUGGCAUAGGCCUGGCAAUAACGCACUACUUUGCCUCGUCCUCCUCCUCCACUCCAACAAAGAUUGCAAUGCUAGAUAUCAACUCCUCGGUUGGCCCGUCACUCGUUACUUCCCUGUCGACGCAGUACCCAGACACAGAAUUCUUUUUCCACGCCUGCGAUGUCUCCAGCUGGGAGGCACAGGCAUCAGUGUUUUCGUCCCUUUACGACGGUGAGUUUGGGGGUAGGGUCGACGUCGUGGUUGCGAACGCAGGCGUUUCAGAACGGGGGUUUACCACGCUUGUUGUUGAGCAGGACGGUGACAAGUCGCACCCUCCGAAAAAGCCGGAUAUGAGUUGUUUGGAGGCCAACUUGUCGGGUGUGGUGUACUCGAUCAAACUCGCGAUCUAUUACAUGGACCAAAAACCAUCAGAAGAGGGAGAUCCGGGGUUGAUACUCUGCACAGCAAGCAACGCAGGCCUCUACCCCCUCCCCACCGCACCCCUCUACGCAGCGUCUAAAUUCGGGGUCGUCGGCCUGGUGCGAUCUGCCGCUGGGCUGGUAGAGAAAGAAAACAUUAAGAUUUGUGCGCUCGCGCCGGCGGUGUUAGGGAAACUAUACGACGGUAUGGUCAUCACACCGAUGGAAACGCUCAUCAAAGCGGUAGACAGGUUCGUCAAGGGUGGGAAGGAGGUCAAUGGGCAGGUGGUGGAGGUUCACGGGGGUGAUAUCACUGUCAGGGAGGCACACGCGUUUGUGGAUGCGGAUACGGAGAGGAAUUUUGUGAGGUUUAGGGGGUUGGGGUGGGCGUAG
Molecule: messenger RNA, 822 nt
Organism: Podospora pseudopauciseta
Lineage: Eukaryota; Fungi; Ascomycota; Sordariomycetes; Sordariales; Podosporaceae
Exons: 3
Coding region: 1-822 (273 amino acids)
Cellular component (GO): cytoplasm
Molecular function (GO): oxidoreductase activity, acting on the CH-OH group of donors, NAD or NADP as acceptor
Source: RefSeq, a predicted model, not a curated record